Molecule: messenger RNA, 3264 nt
Organism: Saxophila tyrrhenica
Lineage: Eukaryota; Fungi; Ascomycota; Dothideomycetes; Mycosphaerellales; Extremaceae
Exons: 2
Coding region: 1-3264 (1087 amino acids)
Source: RefSeq, a predicted model, not a curated record
AUGCAGCGACCUGGAAGUCCGGUGAACCACUUUUCGACGGGCCAUCGACCCUCUGGACGACAUCAUGACAACCACAAGCCCAGCUAUCGACUCUUUCCGGCAGUCGAACCGACACCUCCAGCCUCACCACAGUCGAAUCAGAAGGACAGGUCGCAAAGAGCUGGGAAGAAGCGAUCCAUAUCGCUGGAUGAGAGCGCGAGGUGGCCCGCGGCCAGGCACAAUGCGCCAGACAGAUUGGCAUCAUUGAAUCUGGAUCUCGAUGCGCAGCUGGCAGAGCUCGACUUGAUGCCAAUUGCUCAAGAUUCGCCCAUGGACAGUCCGACGGUGCCAUUUGGAUACAACGGCUUUUCGAAGCCGUACGAUGAGGACCGUAGCCGAAGUAGCAGCGCGCCUGGAGAGUACAUUCGGGACAGUCAGACGCUUCCGACCAGAGCGGCGUGGACGGCCAAACAGAGCGGCCCCCAUCCAAUGGGGGGCCCGGCGGGACUGGGACUGUCGAUACCAGUCAGCAGACUAGCCGAUCGACCUUCUGUACGACCCUCUGCACGGCAAGGCCCACACAAGCCUAAGCCAGCAUUGACCAUCGACAUCGUCAAGCCGGAAGAUAGGCCGCCGCCUCCACCACCAAAGUCUCCACGCCAUGUGCGCGACGCUUCAGCGCAUUCGGGAGUAUCUUCCAUGCAUGGAGAGUCGCCUGCGUCUGGGACCGUCGCGACGCCUAGUAUCAUGCGAGCAGCUUUGGUGGACGCGCAAGGAAAUCCUAUACAACUGCCGCCCAUACUACACGCGAAGCAAGGAUCGUACUCCAGCAAUGGGAGCGAUCUACGUGUGCGUGAGAUUGUGCUCAAGAAGGAUCACAGUGGACAAGCAAAGCCUGCUCAGCCCGUGCAACAGCCGACUGCGAAGGGCACGAGCCAGGUCAAUCCCAAAGCUGCACCCCAGCCACCGGAGAAAACGCAGGACACGACAGCAGUUGACCCUCCAUGGCAACUCCCAAAACUCCCUUUCAUGGACCACGUUCGUAUGCACUCUGCUGAGGGUAGUGUCAGUCGGCCGACUGCGGGAGCUUCACCAUUGAGUUUGGACAAGGAUCAUGCCAGGACAAUGUCUGCCGAGACCAUCAUGGGCAGACCACCGAACACAGCCCAGAGACUAGCACGGCAGCCGCCGAAGGAUGCUUCCCAGAUUGGUAGUCUACCAAGGACUGUUGUUGGACGUGGUCCAGAACCCUCCAGACGGCCGCUGGAAAGACCACACGGCCCAGCUCAAGGCGCGCGACCUCCUUUCGAGGAGAAGAAUCGCCCGCUUGAGAAGUCUCGUGCUCCUGCAUCAGAAAAGAGCCGUCUGGAUGCAUUACAGGGUCGAACGCUGAACAAGGUCGAGAUCCCUGAUGUGGGACCAGGACGUCCGAGCGAGCCACUUCCUCCACCAAAGGAUAAGCCUCGAGGGCCUGAACCACGUACACCACACCCUGACGGUGCUACCGAGCAGGAGAAAUCAGGUGAUGCUACGCCGACCUCCGCCACUUCAAAAACACCAAAGAUGAACCUCCACAAACCCAUGCCAAGUCUUCCUCCAAAAGCAAGCCCCUUCCAAGACCACUACCGCGAGAUGAAAGACGGGGAGGAAUCUGAGAAAUCGGAACGACCACAGCUCAACCCAUCGCCACCUUCGCAGGGAAGCUUAGCAAGCACUGCUGCGCUUGGGAAUAUCUCUAGGAGUACGAGCCCGGUCCCUCCCCCAAAGGACCCAAUGCAACGGAAAGCAGGCCAUUCUACAACAGAAGUGGGCGCUGUGACAGUACAUCAUGGCGAAGCAAGUGGAGCUCCAAGGUCGCAGAGAAAUGUGAACGAGGGCUCUCAGAGGUCUGGUGAUCCGGCGGCGAUGCAUGCUCACAAGACGUCCCAUCAGCUAUCGUCGCUCGAUCGGCUGAGAAGGGCUCCGAGUCGAGACAUGCGAUCACCUACCCCCGACCUUGCUAGCCGAUCGCAGACUCCGCCGUUGACUGCGCGAGCAUUGGACAAAGCCUUACCGACCACCUUUGGAGACGACACUCCUUAUGCGCGUUCCACGACGCCGGACACCGCCACAAGGCUUGGGAAAACACCAGACCUGAAUCAGUUCGAGAUCGACCCAAUACAGACCCUUCAGACCAUCAACAAACAGGUUGAUGCGCUCCAUGCCAGAUACACCCAGCUUCGCUCAGACCGCCUCAGACUCUCUACUGCAAUUUCCGCCAAUUUGAAGGAUCACAAGCCUGGCCCUGACUAUGCUCAUACUCUGCUCGAUCAGCACCUCUCGAUCAAUGCCAUUAACAGCUCGAUGGACAUUUGCUUUGCGAAGUUGAAGUCACUCGACUGUCGCAAGGAGGAUGCAAUCGCAGUCUUGAUCGCUCAAGCGAAGGCCAAGAGCAUCUCAGAGGAUUCUACCCACGAUGAUAGCAAGAGUGUAGCUUCUGUGCAGUCGAAUGCUACUACAGGCCUCACCAUGCAAUCAGGACAAACAACGCCGGAUGUCCAGCCUAAGACACUUUCCCCCAGAUUCUACAACCCUUCGAAAGUGUCACCCUCGAUUGCUUCUACCACCAGUUCAGCAACAACCACGCCGGACCUAUGCAAAGGCGUCAGUGCCGUACCACCUCUCGAGAUCCGCAAAACGCAACCCACGACCCAAGCAGAGAAACGAACAACAGUCAUUCGGAACGAUUCUGAAGCGACGGGCGAGCAACAUUAUGCCUCCAAGAACUUGCCACCGCCUCCUAUGUCGCCGGUCUCCAUCAUCUCGUCCAUCGAGGAGGAGAAGAACAAGACGAAGAGAAUCCGCAUCAAGGGUGCGAAGGCAGCGAAACUGCUAGGCCUCGUGGCUGAGUCCAGAAACGGCAAGCCUGGCAGUCCUGACAUUACUCUACCAGAUCGAUCGUCUCUAGAACGAGCAGGCCGCCGCGACCACUUUGCCAUAGAGGUAGAGAUCCAGUCGAAAUUCUCUGACGCAAGAGCCGGCCAGCCUCCAGCAACAGCUCAGACUGCCACCGUUCCGAAGCGAAAGUCCCUCGCGUCUCCACGGCAGGGCACGAACGAUUCUAUUGACUCCACCGGCACGAGUUCAGUAAGCGAGUCCGCACCAGACGAACCUGAAGUCAAAACGCCGCGGACUUCACAAGACGCACCCUUUGGGCUGAAGAGCGCGAAGAGAGGCAUGCUGCAGACUAUUCAGGUCUUUGUGGACGAUGAUAUCUUGGACUAUUACAAAAGCACUGAACGAUGA